UUUAGUUUGUAGUAUGUACGUUAUUUCGAAUUUCCACCAUGGUACGUCAUAAUUAAAAAUAAAUUGCCCGCCAUGCCACCAUUGUAGUACGUUUGCUUACUCACUGCGAUCUAUGGGUAAUAGUGAGAACUAAUGAAUACACGACUGUACGACACUUGUUGACAAUUGAGUGCUGUGAGCGUCAAACGUGCUUAUCAGAAAAGCUUGUCAUCGCGAGGUUUGGUUGAUUGGUUGGUCUAGUUUAUUGGAGAAGUAAUUAAUUACUGAUUCCAUAAUGCCAGAUUUUCUAGGAGAUGAUAUGCGAAAAGUCAAGAAAGAUGAAAAAGAAGAGGAAAAAGAAAUAAAAUCACUGGAUGAAGGUGACAUUGCCUUGCUGAAGACCUAUGGUCAGGGUCAAUACACCAAGAGUAUUAAAACUGUGGAAGAGGAUAUACAAACAGUUAUCAAGCGUGUGAAUGAGUUAACCGGAAUCAAAGAGUCAGACACAGGUUUAGCCGCCCCUGCUUUAUGGGAUUUAGCAGCGGACAAACAAACUCUUCAAAAUGAGCAGCCUUUACAGGUGGCCCGCUGCACGAAAAUUAUUAAUGCAGACUCUGAUGAUCCAAAGUAUAUAAUUAAUGUUAAACAGUUUGCUAAGUUUGUGGUGGAUCUUGCCGACUCUGUUGCUCCAACUGACAUUGAAGAAGGAAUGAGGGUUGGAGUGGACCGUAACAAGUACCAGAUUCACAUCCCUCUGCCCCCAAAGAUUGACCCUACAGUGACCAUGAUGCAGGUGGAAGAGAAACCAGAUGUGACGUACAGUGAUGUGGGAGGGUGUAAAGAACAGAUAGAGAAAUUGAGGGAAGUUGUAGAGACUCCUCUCCUGCACCCAGAGAAGUUUGUGAAUCUGGGCAUCGAACCUCCAAAAGGUGUACUUCUGUUUGGUCCCCCUGGAACAGGCAAGACACUUUGUGCCCGUGCGGUUGCCAACCGAACAGAUGCAUGCUUCAUUCGUGUCAUUGGUUCUGAACUGGUCCAGAAGUAUGUGGGCGAGGGAGCAAGAAUGGUUCGUGAGCUGUUUGAGAUGGCUCGCAGCAAGAAAGCUUGCCUCAUUUUCUUUGAUGAAAUUGAUGCUAUUGGAGGAGCACGAUUCGAUGAUGGUGCUGGAGGUGACAAUGAGGUGCAGAGAACUAUGCUUGAGCUCAUCAACCAGUUGGAUGGAUUUGAUCCUCGAGGGAACAUUAAGGUCCUCAUGGCUACAAACAGGCCUGACACUUUGGAUCCAGCUUUGAUGCGCCCUGGCCGCCUGGACCGGAAAGUGGAAUUUGGUCUUCCUGAUCUGGAGGGCCGGACACACAUUUUCAAGAUUCAUGCGCGGUCUAUGAGUGUGGAGCGUGACAUUCGCUUUGAAUUGUUGGCUAGGUUAUGUCCCAACAGCACAGGAGCUGAAAUUCGGUCUGUGUGCACUGAAGCUGGAAUGUUUGCUAUUCGUGCUCGACGAAAGGUUGCAACUGAAAAAGACUUUUUGGAAGCUGUAAAUAAGGUCAUCAAGUCUUAUGCUAAGUUCUCAGCAACUCCUCGUUAUAUGACAUACAAUUAGAUUAAUGAUAUUGAAAUUAUAUGUGUGAUUUUGAACGAGAUUUGUGUUUUGAGCCUGAAUAAAAGUGUUCUCAAGUACAUUUUGAAAGGAAUCUGUUAAUUACUUAACUGUUUUUUCUUCAGUUGUGUGUGAUAUUUUGAAAUGUAUUGCUGCAGUAUGGUAACAAUUUUGCCAAGUACAAAUUAACAUUUGUGCAAAAGUAUUGAUAUUGGAAUAAAACCUAAUCAGUGAUCAUGUUAUGAUUAAUUAGUUAUGUCAAGAAAUCAUAAAACAAUGUGUAAUUACAUUUGUAUUUCAAAAUGAAUAUGAAUGGUUGUGGUUGAGAUGUAGGACUUCAAAUUCUUGUUUGUUUAAAGAUAACCUUUUUCUGAAAACUGAUAUAGAGAAAAUAUUUUUUUACAGUAACUUCCAUUUGUGAAUAUAAUUGUUGGCAACACUUUUUUACAACACAUUGUUCAAAAAGACCAUUCAAUUUAGAACCUAAUUUAGUACCUAAUCUUGUGUUUCAAGAAACAUUACAAGUAACAUAGAGGAAAAGUAUACCAGUUUAACUUAUCUUGAAUCAACCCUAUACUGUUACACAUAUUGUCAAAAAUGUUUCUAACGAAAUAUAUGUAUGUACUUGCAUUUUAAAAGCAACAUUGAAUUCAUGUAGCACUUAAAAUUAUUCCAAUGGCAGUAGUAUUUAUAAGAUGUUGAUUUACAAUUGAAAUAUGCAACAAUAAUCUCUGAAAUGAUUCUCACUUUUUUGCGUUUUCUCCAUUUGCAAAGGUUUUCAUUUUUGUAUUUGUCCAUUAUGUCUUGCCUUGAAAUUGUUCAAUUUGACUGUGAGCCAAAUUUUCUUUGUUUUAAAAUGCAUCAAGAACCAAUAUAUAUUCCAGAAAAUGUACAUAAGUCAUCUCUAUGGCUAUGGCUUGUUUGAAAUCCAAAAUAAUUUUAAGAACUGGCGUAUCUCAUGCUGAAUACAAUUAAUACUGAAAGUGAGAGAUUAAUGUAAUCAAAUUAGGAACAACUUUUUUAUGAAACUAAUCAAGGGUAUUGACAUGGGUACUUAUUGUAUAAUCUGUUCUCUUAAUAAUCACUUUUGAGAUCUGGAAGUGAAGGCUAAUGCUUCUCUGCCUUCUCGAUAUCAAAUCUUUUUUAAAAAGGCAAUGAAAUGAAUGGAGUGGCUGUCAGCAAGUAUGAUUGUUAUCGAUUUUUCUCUUUCAUACCUUAGUUUGUAAGAAGAGGAAGUUCUUGAUUGUGCGCCAGAAAUUGCUAUGGAUAUUUUGACACAAAAACUCUUAUUGCAGAGUCCAGGUAAUGAAAAAUGGGAUACAUUUUCUGUUCCUAUGUGUAGUAAAUUACUUUUUCUAACAUAUUGUGUAGACAGAAUCCAUAUUUUAUGAGUCCUUGUCACUAAAAAAUUGAUUGACAGAAAAACUUAUGUCCAUGGUCAAUGCUAGCACCUAAACUGUUCUGAAGAUUUUCUCAAAAGUUGAUAUUCCCCAAUCAACAUGAAAAAACUUGAGGCCCUGUGACAUUGAAACAGAUAUUUUGUGGUUACUUUAGGUAAAGCUUUAAAAAACGUGUUCAAAGUUGGCACCAAUUUUUUUAGAUUUUGUCUGCGAAAGCAUAAAGAACUCUUAAAAAAAGUGAUGCAGGCAUUUUUGUUGAAAUCUCUGAUUUUUUGAAAAUUGCAAAAGUUCUGAACUUUUCAGUAUCUUCCUACACCUAGAAUGUGAAAAUAGGGAUUUUUUUCCUUUAUGAAAUCUGUUGUUCUAAGAUUUCUUGAAAUAAGAUCAUGUACAAUUUCUUGAAAGUGUGAGUUUUUGUGUGAAAUGUAUGCUAUUUUUAAACAAUUAUUUAUCGCAAAAAUGGCUUGAAAUUUUUUCUUUCUAU
Molecule: messenger RNA, 3460 nt
Organism: Gryllus bimaculatus (two-spotted cricket)
Lineage: Eukaryota; Metazoa; Arthropoda; Insecta; Orthoptera; Gryllidae
Source: the annotation of a GenBank genome assembly